UCAUGGGGUCAGACAUAGGAGUCUUGCUUUACUGUAUGUUUUAGAUGCAUGGUCUGAUGACGUCCUGCAAGAAUGUAGUGGUCUCAAAAAGUAGAUAACAUGGUGAAGGGAUUUAUUUGCACCGGGAUGCAAGUUAAAAAGAGCUAGCUGAAAACGAACUGUUUCCAUGCUUUGCAAUGCAAUGGACUACUAAAAAAAACUGAAACAAAGUUAAAAUAGUGGACACCAACAAAUACUUUGUUGUCACGAAUGGAGGCUUCGUUUUUGUGAGAGGACAGACGCACCACGACUGGUUUUCACACAGUGUGGGUAGAUAGCUGGAGAAACCGCGCAAGCUUCUUUGUUUUCUUACAUAGACCGUUUAUUCGCAUACUCCUGUCUGCAAAUGACAUAAAGGUACCGACUCUAUGGAAGCUUUCUCAUCAUUCGCUAUACAGCUUAGACUUUAACAGUCAUUUUUAAAUGAAACCAAAUGCACAAUUGUUGUAACCUGUCGUGUCCAGUGAUGAAAAUGGAACUCCUCCUUUGUCCGAGUUGUCAGUGUCUUUUAAGCGAGUCCGUGACAGUUUCCUGUGGACAUUCUUUCUGUAAAAGGUGCUUAGGAAAGACUUUACCUCCACAAUGCCCAGUAUGCAAAGAAAUGUUAAAACUGUGGGAUGUGAAAAGCGUAAGAAACAAUGUUGUGCUUUUUGCUAUCAUGGAGAAAUGCUUCCCUGAAGAGAUAAAACUACAAAAAAUCAAGUGUAAUUUACGAGAGCGCCUUCAAAACCGUGAAUAUAACCAAGCGCUUCAAAUUGCCAACGAAGGGAUGCAGCUUGCACCUCAUGAUUUCAGACUACGAAGCUCAAGAGCUGAGGCCUACUUGGGACUACAGCAGUUUAAUGAAGCUCUGGAGGAUUUUGAAGCUAUGUGCCAAACAAGACCUUUGUGGACCGAGGGAUUCUUUAGAAAAGGAAAAAUAUUCAUGGAGAUGGGCAGAAACACAGAUGCCUUGCUCCAGUAUCACCGUUGUCUCACACUUGACCCAGAGUUUACAGCUGCCAGGGAAGAGAUACAGAAGAUUUUACAAGGACAUGCUCUGCCCCUCCCUGACACUGUGGAAGGCUUGCUCAGCGCUGUGUCUGUAUACACUACACCAAUGAAAAGAGACAACAUACUGCAUUCCAGUGCUAAUAAAGAGGAUUGCCAGCCUGUGUCUUCAUGGCCAGUGAGUGAGGAGACACAGGGUCAGCAGAUGCAAGAGGAAAUGGAGCAGGAAGCUGCCGAUACAAAGGACAAAGCAGGAGGCAGUUCCCAACAGCAAGACUCCCCUCUCAAUGUUCUGAGCAUGUCUGACUUUGAAUGCCCGCUUUGCAUUAGGUUGUUUUUUCAACCAGUCACGACCCCCUGCGGACACACUUUCUGCAAGAACUGUCUGGAACGAAGCCUGGACCACAACCUGCGCUGCCCGCUCUGCAAACAGAAUCUCCACCAGUUCUUAAAAAACAGAAAAUACAAUCGCACGUUCCUGCUGGAGGAGAUCAUGUUCAAACUAUUUCCCAGUCAGCUUGAAGAGAGAAAACAAGUACAUGAUUCGGAAAUGGCAGAACUCUCAAAUUUAAUGAAAGAUAUCCCCAUCUUUGUGUGCACCAUGGCCUACCCUGGCGUGCCAUGCCCGCUCCACGUAUUUGAACCGCGGUACCGCCUGAUGAUGCGCAGGUGUAUGGAGACGGGCACGAAGAAGUUUGGAAUGUGCACCUAUGAGCACGGAAAAGGGUUUGCAGAUUACGGCUGCAUGUUGGAGAUUCUGGGUCUUGACGUGCUUCCGGACGGCAGGUCCUAUGUUGAUUGCAUUGGAAGGAGCCGUUUCCGGGUGUUGAAACGCAGCCAUAGAGACGGCUACCACACAGCGGAUAUAGAAUACCUGGAGGAUCAAAAAGUGGAAGGAGCAGAUUUGGAGGUUCUGAAGUGUUUACAUGACAGCGUGUUCCAGCAGGCUCAUGACUGGUUCCACAGACUGACAGGCAGGAUCCAGGGACAGAUCAGUAUGCAGCAUGGCCUGAUGCCUGACAAAGAGGAGGACAUACAGGCUUCCCCAGAUGGUCCAGCCUGGUGUUGGUGGCUACUGUCGGUCCUGCAGUUAGACCCUGCCUACCAGACCACAGUCCUGUCCCUGACACUGCUCCUAGACAGACUGGGCCAUCUCCGCAACGUCCUAGAAUUCUUCUCACAGAACUAAGUCUUCAUUUAAAAUGGAGGAUACAGUUGAGCCACUUUACACAUUAAUUACUUGCUUCAAGAAUACUUGCUUUAAUUUUUUCUAGAAGCCUUUGUUUUGGUAUUAUUAUUAUUAUUAUUAUUAUUAUUAUUAUUAUUAUACUAGUCUAACACAACAGUGACCUUAUCCACACCUACAUCACCACCCUCGUCACAGCUGGCGCUGGGGGAUUGUUAGUUAGUUCCCCAUUUAUUAUCCUUAAUGAAAUAUAACGCUUCUGUGCACAGAAGGGUUUAAAAGGGUUUCAGCACCUCUCCCAGGUUUCAGGGCUACCCACAGUGUAUCACUGAAAUGCUCAGAAGCCAGGACUCUGAGCAAUCAGGUCCCUGUUAAAUAGAUUCUUCUAUCCUCUGGCUGUAUGAACAACUUUUAAUUGUAAACCUAAAAACUCAAGUGAGAUGUAUGCAUGCAGAGACAAGUGUGACCAGUUCAGAGCAGAGAAACCAGGUUGUUCAAAUUCAUGACACCAGGUCAUUUUAUUAGUAUACCUAAAUAAGGGGAGUUCUGAAAUCCUAAAAAAAAUAUGACUUUAGUAGUGCUAACCAACUACAUGGCUGUAGUUGUUUAGCACUACAGCCAUGUAGUUGGUUAGCUUCACAUCCAAUAAUAAUCAAAGUUUCACUGGUGAAAUAUAUUUAAACACUGGGGUGUAAUGUUUUCUUUUCAGGGGGUGGUUUCUAAUUUAAAGAUAUUUGUGCUAGUUUGCAGAUCAGUAGUAAGUAUGCUUUGUAACAGGAUAAAUGAGUUCACCAGGCUGACAAACCACAAUCACAUAUGAAACACACCAGCAUGUUGUAGAAAUGGAUAAUGUUACUGGGCAAUCUGAAUUGUGUAUUCAUAUAUUUCUAUGUCGACAACUUACAUUGAAGCAUUCUUAAAAAAAAAAAAAAAAAAAAAGAAAAAAAGUCAAUUUCUUAAAGAAACUUCAGUUCUCAUCAGUCUUUUUAUUUGUGUUAUUUAAGAUUAUCUGGUGUAUGGCUGGACUGUUUAUUUUUACUUUGUUUGCUUAAGAGAUUAUAU
Molecule: messenger RNA, 3277 nt
Organism: Acipenser ruthenus (sterlet)
Lineage: Eukaryota; Metazoa; Chordata; Actinopteri; Acipenseriformes; Acipenseridae
Product: LON peptidase N-terminal domain and RING finger protein 1-like
Exons: 12
Coding region: 473-2218 (581 amino acids)
Molecular function (GO): protein binding
Source: RefSeq, a predicted model, not a curated record